This is a messenger RNA of Cucurbita maxima (winter squash), 1476 nucleotides long. Its product is annotated as putative two-component response regulator ARR21. Bases 1 to 1476 code for a protein of 491 amino acids. Gene Ontology annotation, biological process: phosphorelay signal transduction system; cytokinin-activated signaling pathway. The record is from RefSeq and is a predicted model, not a curated record. Gene Ontology annotation, molecular function: DNA binding. The transcript has 5 exons. NCBI's taxonomy places the organism in Eukaryota, Viridiplantae, Streptophyta, Magnoliopsida, Cucurbitales, Cucurbitaceae.
AUGGGUGAAGUUUGUGAAGGAGUAAAGUUCGUGGAUAUUCAUGUCUUGUUGGUGGAUGAUGAUGCUACCUCUCUAGCCGUGGUGUCCACCAUGCUUAGAGUUUGCAAAUGCCAAGUUGUGACGCUCAAGAAUCCAAUGGAAGCACUUGAUACUCUUAGGGCAAGAAAAGGGUUCUUUGAUCUUCUUGUCACUGAUCUUCACAUGCCUCAAUUGAGUGGCCUUCAAUUACAGAAGCAAGUAAUGCAGGAAUUCAAGCUUUCCGUUAUCACUGAUGAAAAGCCUAGUGUGAUAUUGAAGAGUUUAGAGGAAGGUGUUGCAUUUUACAUGGUAAAGCCAAUAAGCCUAAAUGAUGUCAAACAUGUAUGGCAAUAUGCUAUUACACCCAAGAAGGUUUCACCUGAUCAAACAAGAACCAUUAUCCCACAUGAACUUUCCAUCCAGAUUCAGAAAUCUUCGUUUAAGAACUCGAGUUCUUCCCCGUCUUGUUCGAGAAGGGAAAUCAAAUCUAAAUCUGCAGAACCCAAGAACAAGAAAGCCAAGGAAAGUAAGGUUGCUAAGAAUUCCAUUGGCAUAAGAAAGCCAAAGGUUAUUUGGACAAAUUCACUUCGCAAUCGCUUUCUUCAAGCCAUUAAACUGAUAGGGCUUGACAAGGCUGUCCCAAGGAAGAUCCUUGAUUUCAUGAAUGUUCUUGGCUUGACUAGAGAAAAUGUUGCCAGCCAUUUACAGAAGUACAGAAUUUUCUUGAAAAGAGUGGCAGAAAAGGGUGCUCGUUCAAUAAAGAUAUAUUGUGAUAGUGUAUUGCAAAUAUCAAAUUCUGCUGCAGCUCAUGUUCAAUACCCAUUAUACAGAUCAAAAUUGCAAGCCCAACAUCCAAAUUUCCCUCAAAAUCAACAAUUGAUGGCUCCUUUAAACAACCAAUCUCCUACUUUGGGCUCCUUGAAACAACCAACCCCUCAAAACCCUAAUCUUGAAGGAGCUUCCAUGGAAAACCCUUUGGCCCAUUUUUGGAAUCAAAAGUACUCAACUCUUUUGACCAUCAACAAACUUAACUUCCCUAAUUUCAAUGGGGAUCAAAAUUUCGUGUUGGUAAGAAAUGAAAACCCUAAGUGUUCGAGCGAUGGACCAGGAAGAACAACUGGAGAGGAUCGAAUGAUUUGUUCGAGUCGAAAUGGGGUAUGCAACGUGCAAGCUUCUGAUGAUCUCAACAAUGGGGGAAGUGCAUCAGUAGGGUCAUAUUUUGGGCAAUUUGAAGGUACAAAUCAACCUUUACCAGUGGUUUCUAACAUAAACGUGGAGACAAAUGUGUUAGUUUCAUCAGAAGAAGAGGUGGGGAAUGAUAAUAUAUGGAAAGCAGCUAAUGAGAGCAAUGCCUUUGGUGAUAUUGGUGAAGACCAAAGUUAUAUUGAUGUUCUUAGUGACAUUUUCAUGGGGCACAACGACACUCAAACUUCUUUACCGGUUCGUUUUCGUACAUAA